CCGGCGAGGAACGCCCCGAGCGCGCGCCCGGCGGGUAGCGGCCCCACGACCCGCGCCGCCGCCGCCGCCACCGCCGCGUGCGGGGGCGGGGAGGGCGGGGCGCGAGGAGCCCCGGCGGGCGAUGCGGGCGGCUGCGGGCACCCGGCGGGCUCGGCUCGGCCGCCGCCGCCUUCUCCGGCUCCGCCGCGGGGGUCGCAGCGGCCGCCGCGCCGUCCUCGAACUCCCGGCGUGAGGAGGCGGCGGGCGGAGAGAAGCAUCGCGCUCGAGGCGGAGACCCACAGGGAGCCCCGCGCGCGGCCUCGGAGAACAUCUGGCAGUGUCUGGAGACGUGUUUGAUCGUCACAGCCGGUCAGGAGGUGAUACUGGCAUCUAGUGAGUUCAAGUACAGUGCACAGGACAGCCUCCAGGAACAAAGAAUUAUCUGGCCCAAAAUGUCAAUAGAGCCAAAGCUCACUGCUAUGGACAGUGCCAUCACCCUGUGGCAGUUCCUCCUGCAGCUCCUCCAGGAGCCUCAGAACAAACACAUGAUCAGCUGGACAUCCAAUGACGGGGAGUUCAAGCUCCUGCAGGCAGAAGAGGUGGCUCGUCUCUGGGGGAUUCGUAAGAACAAGCCCAACAUGAAUUACGACAAACUCAGCCGAGCCCUCCGAUACUAUUAUGUAAAGAAUAUCAUUAAAAAAGUGAAUGGUCAGAAGUUUGUGUACAAGUUUGUCUCUUACCCAGAGAUUUUGAAAAUGGACCCAAUGACAGUGGGCAGGAUUGAGGGAGACGGCGAAGCCGGAGGCUGCGGCGAAGUCACCGGCGGCUCCAGGGACGCAGAGAUCGGGGGCCGAGAGAGGCCACCUCCGCCUGGUGUCAGGACCUCCAGCCGCAACGACUACAUACACUCUGGCUUGUAUUCUUCAUUUACUCUCAACUCUCUCAACUCCUCCAACAAGAGGCUUUUCAAACCGAUCAAGAUUGAGAAUCCAGCCGAGAAGCUGGCGGAGAGAAGACCCCCGCAGGAGCCCACGCCGUCUGUCAUCAGAUUCGUAACAACGCCUUCCAAAAAGCUGCCCGCCGAACCUGUCGCCGCGCUGCUGUCGGCCGGCCCGAGCGUUUCUCCAUCUUCGGAAGAAGCGCUCCAGGCCUUGGAGACCCUGGCUUCCCCCAGACUGCCUUCCCUGGAGGCCCCGACCUCCGCCUGUGGCCUGACAACCGCGUUGGCGCCCCCGCCUGAUGCGUCCGCACUGCCUUCUGUGCAGGAUGCUCCUGGAACGCCUUCGCCGCCGCCGAGCCCUAACCCUGACAUUGACACAGACAUCGACUCCGUGGCUUCUCAGCCCAUGGAACUUCCAGAGAACUUGUCGCUGGAGCCUAAAGACCAGGAUUCAGCUUUGCUGGAAAAGGACAAAACAAGUAAUUCCUCAAGAUCCAAGAAACCCAAAGGGUUAGAGCUGGCACCCAUCCUGGUGAUCACGGGCAGUGACCCGAGCCCGCUGGGAAUACUGAGCCCGUCCCUCCCCACGGCUUCACUCACACCAGCGCUCUUCUCCCAGACGCCCAUCUUGCUGACGCCGAGCCCCCUGCUGUCCAGCAUCCACUUCUGGAGCACUCUCAGCCCCGUCGCCCCCCUGAGCCCAGCCAGACUGCAAGGUGCUAACACGCUCUUCCAGUUUCCUUCUGUACUGAACAGUCAUGGACCGUUCACUGUGUCUGGCCUGGAUGGACCACCCACCCCUGGCCCGUUUUCCCCAGAUCUACAGAAAACAUAACCUAUGCAUUUGUGGAAUGAGAGAACCAAGGAAUAAAGAAACAAAGACUUUCAACAUGA
Hyaena hyaena (striped hyena) is the source of this 1813-nucleotide messenger RNA. RefSeq names its product ETS transcription factor ELK4 (gene ELK4). Gene Ontology annotation, biological process: regulation of transcription by RNA polymerase II; cell differentiation. Gene Ontology annotation, molecular function: sequence-specific DNA binding; DNA-binding transcription factor activity, RNA polymerase II-specific. Bases 432 to 1754 code for a protein of 440 amino acids. Lineage: Eukaryota; Metazoa; Chordata; Mammalia; Carnivora; Hyaenidae. Gene Ontology annotation, cellular component: nucleus. The record is from RefSeq and is a predicted model, not a curated record. The transcript is spliced from 6 exons.